This is a messenger RNA of Rotaria sp. Silwood2, 1566 nucleotides long. The record is from the annotation of a GenBank genome assembly. Lineage: Eukaryota; Metazoa; Rotifera; Eurotatoria; Philodinida; Philodinidae.
AUGUUACAUCGAUUGUUGUUUUCACGAUUUUUUCAUUAUCGAUAUUUAUCAUCAGUUGCUGCUUGGCGUGAAAAAUUUUCUCAGGGUCCUUCAUUAAAGUCAUUUAUUGAACAAACAGUUAAUCAAAUACAACAUGAACCAACUCUUCCACCAUAUCUAACACAAAAUAAUAUCGAUGAUUAUGAACCAUUUGAUCCAUUAAAACAUCCAAAACGUCGUGUAUAUUUUCAUGUAUAUGGUUGUCAAAUGAAUGAAAAUGAUACUGAUAUAGCAUACACAUUUUUGGAUAAACACGGCGGUUAUGAACGUGUUCAUAAUGAAGAUGAUGCUGAUAUUGUUUUAUUAAUGACAUGUAGUAUUCGUGAAGGUGCUGAACAAAAAAUUUGGAAAAAACUUCAAUCACUUGGACAUAAAAAACGAGCACGUUCACCCUAUGCUCCACCAUUUCAAAUAGGUGUACUUGGUUGUAUGGCUGAACGUUUAAAAGAAAAAUUAAUUGAACGGGAAAAAAUUGUUGAUGUUGUUUGUGGUCCAGAUGCAUAUCGAUCCUUACCAAAUUUACUUGAUCAAACUCUUUUAAUGUCUGAUCAAAAAGGUAUUAAUACAAUUUUAUCAUUAGAAGAAACAUAUGCUGAUAUAACACCACUUCGAUUUGAUACGAGUAAUCGACGAGCAUUUGUAUCAAUUAUGCGUGGAUGUAAUAAUAUGUGUACAUUUUGUAUUGUACCAUUUACACGUGGACGAGAACGAAGUAGACCUAUGAUAAGUAUACUUGAUGAGCUUCGUUAUCUAGUUGAUCUUGGAAUAAAAGGUUCUAUUCGUUUUGCAACUCUACUUGAUCAAGCAUCAAAUAUUUCAUCUGAACUUCGUAUACGUUUUACAUCACCACAUCCAAAAGAUUUUCCCGAUGAUUUAUUAUAUAUAAUGCAUGAUCGUCCGAAUAUUUGUAAAUCAAUACAUUUACCAUGUCAAAGUGGUAGUACACGUAUGCUUGAAUUAAUGCGUCGCGGUUAUACCAAAGAAUCUUAUUUAUCAUUAGUCGAACAUAUUCGUUCGAUUAUACCUAAUAUAGCAUUAUCAUCUGAUUUCAUUGCUGGUUUUUGUAGUGAAACUGACGAUGAUCAUCAUGAUACACUUGAUGUUAUUAAUCGUGUACGAUAUAAUUUUAUAUAUUCAUUUCCAUAUUCAAUGCGUGAAAAAACCAAAGCACAUUAUCAUUUAAAUGAUGAUAUUUCAUUGGAUAUAAAAUCUCGACGACAUUUAGAAAUUCAUGAACUAUUUCGACAUCAUGCACAUUUAAUCAAUCAAUCAUAUAUAGGUCAAAUACAAUUAUGUCUUGUUGAAGGACCAAGUAAACGUUCACCAGAUAAUGAAGUUGCUGGAAGAAAUGAUUAUAAUACAAAAGUAAUAUUUUCUAAACAAUUAUUAAAUAGUAAUGAAAUAUUACAAUCGGGUGAUUAUGUUGAAGUUCGAAUUGAUUCAGCAACAUCACAAUCAUUAAAAGGCACACCAUUAAAACGAACAACACUUAAAGAUUUCAAUUCGUUAAUAAAUACUUGUUGUUAA